UCUUAUCCUAACAUAUCAAGAUUGUGAGACUGUGGAGGAGGGAGAAAAGCAGAGAAAAAAAAGAGAGCACUUGUGUUGUGAGGUGUGAGAAAAGAAAGAAAGAAAGAUGGAAAACAGGGAGGAAGAUGUGAAGGUAGGAGCAAGCAAGUUCAGAGAGAGGCAGGCAAUAGGGACAGCAGCACAAACAGAGAGAGACUACAAGGAGGCACCAGCAGCACCAUUGUUUGAGGCAGGUGAGCUCAAGUCAUGGUCGUUCUACAGAGCAGGCAUUGCUGAGUUUGUGGCCACUUUCUUGUUCCUCUACAUCACGGUCUUGACUGUAAUGGGUGUCAAGAGGGAGCCCUCCAUGUGCUCCUCUGUUGGAAUCCAGGGUAUUGCUUGGGCCUUUGGUGGCAUGAUCUUCGCCCUUGUCUACUGCACUGCUGGAAUCUCAGGUGGACACAUAAACCCAGCAGUCACCUUUGGACUCUUUUUGGCAAGGAAGUUGUCCCUCACAAGGGCAAUAUUCUACAUAGUCAUGCAGUGUCUUGGAGCUAUAUGUGGUGCUGGUGUAGUGAAGGGAUUUGAGGGUAAUGCUCGCUAUGAGAUGUUAGGAGGAGGAGCCAAUGUGGUCAACCAUGGUUACACCAAGGGUGAUGGCCUUGGAGCUGAGAUUGUUGGCACCUUCGUCCUUGUCUACACCGUUUUCUCUGCUACUGAUGCCAAGAGAAACGCUAGGGACUCUCAUGUCCCUGUUUUGGCCCCUCUUCCCAUUGGCUUUGCUGUGUUCUUGGUCCACUUGGCUACCAUUCCCAUCACAGGAACUGGCAUUAACCCAGCAAGGAGUCUCGGAGCUGCCAUCAUCUUCAACAGGGACAACGCAUGGGAUGACCAUUGGGUUUUCUGGGUUGGACCUUUCAUAGGAGCUGCUCUUGCUGCCAUCUAUCACCAGAUAGUGAUCCGAGCCAUUCCGUUCAAGACAAGGGCUUAACUUCAAAGCGAUUAGACAUGCUCUAUUCUCUUUCUGUAUCAUGUUUCUGCCGUUUGGACCUUCUUACUUAUGAAUUUGUUUCUGUUAAUCCUUUAUCAAUUAUCAUGUAUGUGUGUGUAAAGUAUGACAUUGUUACUUGUUUUUUGGCGACAAUAUGAACCAGUAGUUGUUCUUUUA
Molecule: messenger RNA, 1147 nt
Organism: Arachis duranensis
Lineage: Eukaryota; Viridiplantae; Streptophyta; Magnoliopsida; Fabales; Fabaceae
Product: aquaporin PIP1-3
Exons: 3
Coding region: 107-970 (287 amino acids)
Biological process (GO): response to water deprivation; transmembrane transport
Cellular component (GO): vacuole; plasmodesma; plasma membrane
Molecular function (GO): water channel activity
Source: RefSeq, a predicted model, not a curated record